CUUCUUGUAAAUGCUGUUGCAAUGUGGGCUUCGCCUCGUUAUGCUUGGUAUAUUUACAGACUUCUUGACGAAAUUCAUAGACAAGAACGUGAAGAGAUGGAAAACAAGCUUGAAGCAAAAGACAAAAGCAUUCAGAAAAGAAUACCACGUUCGGUACCAAAAGGAAAGGAAAAGAACUAUAAGUAUAUGAUUUAUACUGAAGAGAUGGAAAAUGAAGAAGAUAAAGAUAUGGUUAUGUUGCAUUUAGUCAGAAGAAACAACAAAAGCUUUUACGACCUUGCUAAGAUUUACAAAUCUGACAGAAAUUGGUUCUAUCGCGAAAACUUACCGAUUUCAAUGACACCGAAUGAAGAUGUGAAACAAAUAGUUCAAGAUACUUUACCUCAAACACACUAUGAUAUUAAAGGUUGUACAAUUCUUACCUUCAAAGAAGAUUUGCCAUUGUUAAAGGAAAAAAUAACAGAGUAUUUUGACAACUUCAAACAAGUAGAGUAA
Messenger RNA from Trichomonas vaginalis G3, 495 nucleotides. RefSeq names its product KilA, N-terminal/APSES-type HTH, DNA-binding family. The transcript has a single exon. The record is from RefSeq and is a predicted model, not a curated record. The annotation marks the transcript as partial. NCBI's taxonomy places the organism in Eukaryota, Parabasalia, Trichomonadida, Trichomonadidae.